GCUGCUGCGGGCUUGCACUCCCCCCGUAACUAUAUUAUUACCCAACGUCCUCCAUGCCCCUGUCCCGACUCCCACCUGGCCCAUCUCCAUGUUUCCCGCUCUCGUCAACCUUCUCCCGCCGCAUCUAGACGCUGGAUCUUGCAUUUUUGGGGCAUAGGGCAUAGGGCAUAGGGCAUAGGGUAUCUAUUCUUAUUCUUAUUUUUAUUCUUUCUCUUGCAUUCUUUGUUCCUCUGGUCUUUGUUUUCUUCGGCUUCUUCAACAAGGGGGUGGAUAUAUCUUGGGUCUAGACCACGCCAUCAUAGACAACGACGACGAACCGAAACAUUUUCCCUUCCCGAGACAAGACAAUCCCGUCGUCACCUCUUCUCGACGAGUCGACAGCAAAACCACACCGAAUCACACGAUGCGCUCUCUCCCGCUCCUCUCCCUCGCCGCCACCUGCGUCUCGGCCGGCACCCUCGCCGUCGACUUCUCCAAGCACAAGCUCGACCUCCCCCUCACCAUCACCAAGCGCGACAACACGCUGAACCUCGACGCCAUCAACAACAUCACCGGCGGAGGCUACUAUGCCGAGUUCGACAUCGGCACCCCCGGCCAGAAGAUUGGCUUCCUGCUCGACACGGGCAGCAGCGACACCUGGGUCAACUCUGUCGACACGGAUCUGUGCAACAGCAUCUCGCUGCAGGCCACGAAUGGCUUCUGCAUGACCACUUUCAACCCUAAAGAUAGCGACACCUACAAGCUCGUCGACGCCGGCGGCUUCGACAUCACCUACCUCGACACGCGCCGAAUCCGCGGUGACUACUUCAAUGACACCGUCACCAUCGGCGGCAAGGCCGUCAAGAACCAGCAGCUCGGCCUCGCCACCAAGUCAGUGCGCCCCACGGGUAUCAUGGGCUUGGGCUUUGCUGCCAACGUCGCCGCCAACGUCGAGUACCCCACCAUUCUCGACAACAUGGUGUCUCAAGGCUACAUCGACACAAACGCCUUUAGCUUGUACCUGAACGACCUCAGCGCAAGCUCCGGUACCGUCCUCUUCGGCGGCAUCGACACCAAGAAGUUCGUCGGCGAGCUCACCACCCUUCCUCUCCAACCCGACUUCCAGUCCCUCGACACCAACGUCACCUCCUUCACCGUCAAGAUGGACUCGUUCAAGGUCUCGGGCGCCAAGGAUGCCAGCGUCGAGAGCUUCGAGGCCAAGGCCAUCCUCGACUCGGGCUCCACCAUUUGCCUCCUCCCGCAAUCCCAGACCCAGGACCUCUGGAACGCCUUCGAUAUCCGCACCGUCCAGAGCAUUAACGUCCCUUUUGUCGACUGCGCCUACGCCGGCUCCAAAGGUGACGGCAUCUCCAUCGACUUCACCUUCAGCGGCAAGACCAUCAGCGUCCCCCUGAACGAGAUGGUUGUCGACUCCUUCGCCGCCAUCCAGGACCAGAUCAUGAGCGACCCCCAGCUCAGCCAGGUUUUCAGUGGCUGGGACAGCGCCUGCAUGUUUGGCGUCGCCUCCGCGUCCGACUACGGUGUCGACAACUCCGACUUUGCCCUGCUCGGCGACACAUUCCUGCGCUCCGCCUACGUCGUCUACGACCUCGUCAACAAGCAGAUCGGCAUCGCCGAGUCCAACACCAACACCAACGACAGUGACAUUGUCGAGCUUAAGGCCGGAGACACCAACUUCCCCAACGUCACCGGCGUCGCUAGCAGCGGGAACGGAAACAACGACAGCGCCGCCGGCAACCUGGCCCCCGCCAUGGUGGCCGCCCUCAUGAUGGUUGUCGGUGCCGUGGCCGUGAUGCUAUAAUCGGGUGUGUACCGGCUUAAGCUCGAUGCGCGCGUGUUUUCCCACGUCGGUGUACGUGGAUUUGUGUAUGUAUAUGACCAUCCCGAGACGACGACGACAAGGAGAUGCCGUCGCUGAAAACCUUUGUAUAUACGAUACCCUCAUCGGAAAUAAUUUCUCGUUUGACAUAAUCCCUCCGCCAUAUCGGCAAUCGGGCACGUUGGAUAUAUAUGAUGGAUGUGCCACCUAAAUUUAAUUGUUACC
This is a messenger RNA of Ilyonectria robusta, 2044 nucleotides long. RefSeq names its product aspartic peptidase domain-containing protein. Gene Ontology annotation, biological process: proteolysis. Lineage: Eukaryota; Fungi; Ascomycota; Sordariomycetes; Hypocreales; Nectriaceae. The transcript has 4 exons. The record is from RefSeq and is a predicted model, not a curated record. Bases 404 to 1801 code for a protein of 465 amino acids. Gene Ontology annotation, molecular function: aspartic-type endopeptidase activity.